Cyclocybe aegerita is the source of this 330-nucleotide messenger RNA. The record is from the annotation of a GenBank genome assembly. NCBI's taxonomy places the organism in Eukaryota, Fungi, Basidiomycota, Agaricomycetes, Agaricales, Hemipholiotaceae.
AUGACUUCUUCCACUAAUAACACCUUCUCCGGCGAGCCCAAGAAGACCUCAGGUCAAUUGCACUCCACUAAGGGCAACGUAGUCGAGUCCAUUGGCAACCUGACCGGCGUGUCUUCCUGGCAGCAAUCUGGGAAGCAAGAGCAUGCCGCGGGCGAAGGCGAAUACAAGGCCGCUCAGUCCAAAGGCUAUGCCGAGGGUACUACCGACCGUCUCGCGGGAAAGAAAGAUUCGAUCGUCGGCGCUGUGACUGGCGAUAGAUUUCAAGAAGUUGCAGGAAACGUCCGCCACGAUAAAGGAGAGGCUCAGCAGGACAUCAAUCGCAAUGUCUAG